GAAGGAAAUCUCUUGAGUGCAAAGACUGAAGGAUCCACUAUGCUCACCAAUAGGAUGGCAUACAUCAAAAUACAGGAAUGUGGGAAUUGGAAAACUGGGUCAAACCGCUGCCACAGCCACCACCUGCCAGCCAGAGCAAAUACUGUCCCAGCUGCCGCCCCACGCACCUGGCGCCCAGGCACUACCCCCGAUUGCUGCUGCGCAGAGCACCCCCAGCGCGGACUCCCCUCGCGCCCCACGGCCCGGCAGGAGCCAGCGGAGAGGAGAGAAGCGGCAGCUCCUGCGCAUUGAGCGCUUAUUUGAAUGUUCCCGCCUCUACGCAGCGCUGAUUGGAUAGGUGAGACCCUGGAAUGCUCUCCCUUGCUCAUCUCUGUCACAAACACUCCCCUACCUGGGGGUAUUCCUGAGGCACCUCUCCACUGCUACAGCUGCACACCCUCAGAACAGAAAUGACUGUUCUGAGAGACAUGUCGCAAUACUACUCUUGUUUUUGAAUACCUGAAUUUGUUUGGAGACAAACAUAUAAUAUGGGAGUUCUCCAUUCAUCAUGUUGUGUCACCAGCGGUGGCUGAGCUGAAAUUUCCUGCAUCUUGGGGAGAGCAUGUAUAAAAGGAAUGGCCUCAUGGCCAAUGUGACCAUCACCUCCGCCACUCCAGAGGAUAGUAGCAGCUCUGACUCUUUGGAAGGAAGGAGUUCAGACUAUGCCAAUAAAAGCUAUGAUGCGGUUGUAUUUGACGUAUUGAAAGUAACUCCUGAGGAGUUUGCAAGCCAGAUUACAUUAAUGGAUAUGCCAGUAUUUAAAGCUAUACAGCCAGAGGAACUAGCCAGCUGUGGAUGGAAUAAGAAAGAAAAACACAUCCUCGCCCCUAAUAUUGUUGCCUUCACACGGAGGUUUAAUCAGGUCAGUUUCUGGGUUGUACGAGAAAUUUUAACAGCACAGACCUUAAAAAUAAGGGCAGAAAUAUUGAGCCAUUUUGUGAAAAUAGCUAAGAAACUUCUAGAACUGAACAACCUACAUUCCCUCAUGGCUGUGGUAUCAGCAUUGCAAAGCGCACCUAUUUUCAGGCUGACGAAAACUUGGGCUCUUCUGAAUCGCAAAGACAAGACCACCUUUGAGAAGUUAGACUACUUAAUGUCUAAGGAAGAUAAUUAUAAGAGGACACGAGAGUACAUCAGAAGCUUAAAGAUGGUCCCUACUAUUCCCUAUUUAGGAAUAUAUCUCUUGGAUUUAAUCUACAUCGAUUCUGCAUAUCCUGCAUCUGGCAGCAUCAUGGAGAAUGAACAAAGAUCCAAUCAAAUGAACAAUAUCCUCCGAAUAAUAGCUGAUUUGCAAGUCUCCUGUAGCUAUGAUCAUCUCAUAACUUUACCCCAUGUGCAAAAGUACUUAAAAUCUGUCCGCUACAUUGAGGAACUUCAAAAGUUUGUGGAAGAUGACAACUAUAAAUUAUCCUUAAGAAUUGAGCCAGGAAGCAGCUCUCCUCGACUGGUCUCCUCCAAGGAAGAUCUUGCAGGUCCAUCAGAGGUGUCAGCAACUGUGAGGUUCAGCAGGAGACCAACUUGUCCUGAUGCCUCAGUGGCAGCCAGCCUCCCAACCCCUCCUGUACCAAGACACAGGAAGAGUCACAGCCUGGGAAACAAUAUGAUGUGUCAGUUCAGUGUAGUUGAAAGUAAAAGUGCAACGUUUCCAACAGAGAAGCUACGCCACCUGCUGGAUGACAGUGUCCUAGAAUCCCACAGUCCUGUCAGAAACCACACUCUAAACUCAGUUUUCACCAAUGGAAUUUCCAUAGGAAGUAGUGAAAGUUCAGAAUUUAGUGAGGAGCUGUCUUCAGGGCUUGAAAGGGGUCGGCUGUAUGCCACGCUGGGGCCUAACUGGCGGGUACCAAUUCGGAAUUCUCCCAGAAGUCGAAGCUGUGUCUACAGCCCAACAGGGGCCUGGAGCUGCACAUUAGGGAGUUCAACAGGAGUCAUUACCAUGGAAGGGCCUUUAAGAAGGAAGACGUUACUAAAGGAAGGCAGAAAGCCUACACUCUCCUCAUGGACUAGAUAUUGGGUUACACUUUCGGGAUCAACUCUUCUCUACUUCGGAGCAAAGUCAUUAAGAGGCACAGAAAGAAAACAUUAUAAAUCUACUGCUGGUAAAAAAGUCUCUGUUGUGGGCUGGAUGGUGGCACUGCCUGAUGAUCCUGAACAUCCUGAUAUUUUUCAGCUAAAUAACCCUGACAAAGGCAAUAUUUACAAGUUUCAGACUGGGUCAAGGUUUCAUGCAAUACUGUGGCACAAGCAUUUGGAUGAUGCAUGCAAAAGCAACAGGCCUCAGGUACCUGCUAACCUUAUGUCAUUCGAAUAA
Molecule: messenger RNA, 2350 nt
Organism: Emys orbicularis (European pond turtle)
Lineage: Eukaryota; Metazoa; Chordata; Testudines; Emydidae
Gene: RALGPS1
Product: Ral GEF with PH domain and SH3 binding motif 1
Exons: 23
Coding region: 602-2350 (582 amino acids)
Biological process (GO): Ras protein signal transduction; positive regulation of GTPase activity
Cellular component (GO): plasma membrane
Molecular function (GO): guanyl-nucleotide exchange factor activity
Source: RefSeq, a predicted model, not a curated record